AUGUCUAUCAGACAGAUUCCCAAUAGCACGGGACGUGAAUUCAAUUCUCUAAUCAGAGUUUUCACUAUUUUCCUCUUUAAUGAUUUAACUCUGAAUUUUACACUGUUUCUUUUUUCAUUGUUUCUUUAUCCUCUUUCAUUAUUACUAUUUCCUCUUUCUUUUUUUCAUUAUUUCUUUUGUAAUCCUCUCUCUUUCAUUUUUCAUUUUUUUUCCUCUCUCUUUUUCAUUAUUUUAAUAAUUCUAUUUCAUUUUCAUUCUUUUUUUAAUUCUUUCUCUUUCUUUUUUCAUGUUUCAUUAUUUAUUUUUUGCUUUUUUUUCCUUUUAUUUGCUGUUUUCUUAAAUUGCUUCUUUCAUUUUUUCUUUUCUCUUUCAUUUUUUCUCUUCUCUGUCAUUCAAUUUUUUAUCCUUUCUUUUUUGUUUUUCAUUAUCUGUUUAUGUUUUUUAUAUUCUUUUUUACUUGUCUUUCCUUUUCCAUUUGUAAAUUUUUCUUCUCUUUUUUCUGUUUUAUUUGAUUUUCCUUUUGUUUUUAUACGUGAAUUUUAUUUCUUCUAUUUUUUGAUUUUUUGUCUCUUUUUCUCUAUUGAUUUUUUCUCCCUCUUUCAAUUGAUUUUUUCUCUCAUUCAAUUUCUGCUCUCUUUCUCUCUCUUUUCUGAUUUGCUCUCUCUCUCUGUCUCAAAGUUUUUUGUUUCCUUCUCUUACAUUCAGUUUUUAAUCUCUUUGUCACUCUUUCUUUCACUUGAUUUCUUCCUCUUUCUUAGUUCUUUCCCUCUUUCUCUCUCUUUCGAUCUGCAUCCCUCUCUUUCUUUCAAUCUUCUUCCCGCUCUCUCAAUUUCCUUCCUUCCCUCUCUCGUCCUCUCCCUCUUUAUCAUAUUUGAUUUAUUUACUUUUUCACUUAUUCAAUUGCUUUCCCCUUCUUCAAUUUUUCCCCCUCUCUCAUUCACUUUGUUUCUCUCUGUUUUUCUUUCUCUUCAUCAUUCUGUUUUCCUUUUUAUUUUCUUUCUCUCUCAAACUAUCUCUCUCAUUACACUCUUUGCUUUCUUUUUCUCCAUCAUUUCUCUCUCUCUCUCUCUCUCUCGUUGUUCCCUUUUCUCCUCUUUCUCUCUCUUAUUGCCCUCUUUCUCUUCUAUAUCUCUCUCUACCCUCUCUUUCUCUUUCUUUUUUCCAUCAUUUCUCCUCUCUCUCUUAUUGUUCCUUUUCUCCUCCUUCCUCUCUUUACCCUCUUCUAUAUCUCUCUCAUUACCCUCUUUGACCUCUUUCUGUCGCAUUGCUUUCUUUUUCUCCAUCCUUUCUCUCUCUCUCUCAUCUCUCUCAUUACCCUCUUUGACCUCUUUCUGUCUCUCCAUCAUUUCUCUCUCUCUCUCUCUCUUUAUCUCUCUCAUUACCCUCUUUGACCUCUUUCUGUCGCAUUGCUUUCUUUUUUUCUCUCCAUCUCUCUUCUCUUUCUCUCUCUCCUUCUCUGUUCCUCUUUCUUUCUCCUCCUUCUCUCUCUUUCUUGCUCCUCAUUUCUCUUCUCUCUCUCUCUCAUUCCUCCCCUCUUUGACCUCUUUUCUUGUCUCUCCACCCUCUUUGAUUGCAUUCUUUUUUUUCUCCAUCAUUUUCUCUCUCUCUCUCUCUCUCUUUUCUCCUCCUUCUCUCGUUGUUCCCUUUUCUCCUCCCUCUUUGACCUCUUUAUUGCCCUUUUCUUUUCUCCUUUUUCUCUCUCUCUCUCAUUGUUCCUUUUCUCCUCCUUUCUUUUUGCCCUCUUUCUCUUCUAGAUCUCUCUCAUUACCCUCUUUGACCUCUUUCUGUCAUUCUUUUUUUUCUCCAUCAUUUCUCUCUCUCUCUCUCUCAUCUCUCUCAUUACCCUCUUUCUUUCUGUCGCAUUGCUUUCUUUUCUCCAUCCUUUCUCUCUCUCUCUUCUUGUUCCCUUUUCUCCUCCUUCUCUCUCUUGCCCCCUCUUUCUCUUUGAUCUCUCUCAUUUCUUUGACCUCUUUCUGUCUCUUCUCAUUUUCUCUCUCUCUCUCUCUUUGUUCUCUCCUCUCUCUCUUGUUGCCCUCUUUUUUCUCUCUCUCUUCUCUUUCUCUUUCUGUUCUUCUUUCUUUUCUCCAUCAUUUCUUUCUCUCUCUCUCUCGUUGUUCCUUUUUUCUUCUCUUAUUCUCUCUUCUUCUCUUCUCUCUUUUCUUUGACCUCUUUCUUCGCAUUGCCUUUUUCUCCAUCAUUUCUCUCUCUCUCUCUUCUGUUUCCUUUUCUUUUCCUUCUCUCGUCCAUUUUCUUUUCUCUCUCUUCUCUCUUUUCUUGCUGUCCAUUUAUCUCUCUUCUCUCUCUCUCACUGUCCACUUUCUCUCUCUUCUCUCUUUCGUAGUCCACUUUCUCUCUCUUCUUUUUCAUGCUUUCUCUCUCUUUUUUGUCAUUUAUCUCUCUUCUUCUUGCUCUUCAUUUUAUCUCCUUUUCUCUCCUUUUUCUCUUUCAUUGCCUUCUAUCUCUUGUUUUUCUCUUUCUACUUCUCAUUCUUUCCUCUCUUCCUUUUUCUUAUUCUCCCAUUCAUAUCUUUGUGCAUUGAUAUUUCUUUCUCACAAUCUCUAUUAUUUUUCUCAUUACAAUAUCCUCAUUAUAUCUGUUUUCUCUCACUCACCUAUCCUCUCUCUCCCUCACUUAUCAUUUGUUUUCUCCCUUGCUUUCCUCUUCUUACUUACUCUCCUUAUUUCUCUUGCUCUCUCUCUCACUCCUUUUUCUUUCAGUUACUCUCCUUUGCUUCUAAUAUUUCUUUAUCCUCUUCAGUGUUUCUCUCUAUUCCCAUUCCUCUUCUUCCAUUAUAAAAAAAAACUCCUUUUCUCUUCUCCAUUUCUUCCCAAUUCUAGACUUUUUCUUCUGUUAACAUAUAUCUCCUAUUCUUUCAAACUCACUUUCUUUUUUCCUCUUCUUUCGUCUUCCUUUAUCUUUAAUUUUCCAUCUUUCUUUAUUUUCUUUGUCUUUAUUUUUUUAUUAUUUCCUUUCUUUUUUCUUUCUUUCAUUUUUUUAAUUUCUUUUUUAUUUAUUUUACUUUUCCGUUUCUUAAUUUUUCCUCUUUCUUUACAUUUUUUAUGUUUUCUUUCUUUUCUUCAUUUUUUACUUACUUUUUCCAUUUUUUAUAUUUUUCAUUUUUUUUCUUUCAUUUUUCCUUUUUUAAUACUUUUUCCUUUCUUUAAUUUUUUUAUCAUUUUUUCUUUUUACUUUAUCUUUUUUCCCUUUUCUUUUUCUUUCUAUUCAAUUUCCUUCCUUCUUUCUUUCUUGUUCUUUUAUUUCUUUAUUCCAUCUUUCCUUUACUUUUUUGUCAUCAUUCCUAUGCUAUUCUCAUUAUUUUUCUUCUUUCAUUUUUUUUCAUAUUAUGUUUCUUCACUCUUUUUUGUUCUUAUUUUUUCUUUAUUUCUCAUUAAGUUACACUUUUUCCUUCCCCCUCCUUCAUUCAUUCUUGAUUUAUUUUUUAUUGACAGACACCUCCUUUUAACACACUAA
Messenger RNA from Acanthosepion pharaonis, 3471 nucleotides. The record is from the annotation of a GenBank genome assembly. Lineage: Eukaryota; Metazoa; Mollusca; Cephalopoda; Sepiida; Sepiidae.